AUCAUUAUUGUCUGAAUAAAGAGUGAUGUGUUUUGUAGAAAGUUGCAAUAUAUUUAUUACACUAAAUUAAACUUCAUGUUUAGAUUUGAUUACACAUGUUAGUCUGCGCAACGCAAGCGUAAUGCGGGCAAAAAUGGUUAAUCAAUGACGUUUGAUGAAAAUCAAGUCUAUCUCCUAAAAUUAAAGAACAUAUAAAUAAUAAACAUUCAGUAAGCAUUUUUAUAUUAUUGUGUUUACUAUUCACAUACAAGUUUUCGACGAGAAAUUGAUACCUAAAAUCUCUUUGGAAGUUGGAAUACAACAGUGAAUGAAGAUCCGAAAUAGAAACUGAAGCAGCCAUUUUGGAUUCGUAUAUAUGACGCAUUGUUUAUCAAGAAUUUUCACUUUUUCUUAGAAUUUUCGAAUUUCUAAGUCGAGACAAUCAACAAUUCUCAAUUUUCGAAUACGGUAGUAACGUUUUUUCAUUACUGGAAGCAAUUGUGAAGUAAAAUAAAGAAGAGCAAAUGUUGAAAUCGCCAGCAAGUUCUACAUGAAGUCGGCCAUCAUCACAAGAUGCGCCUAGCUUGGCAAGCGGGUUUGUGCUAGGUGCUGUGUGUUGUGUUGAUCCAAAUUUUUUAACUCUGCUGGUGUGGAUUAAACAUCAAAAUAACAAAAUCGGGGAUACAAUACAAUGCGUUUUGCACUCUAAAAUGGAUUCCCUAAUAAUGGGGUUUCAUUUUGAAGACUGCUGUUUUUGGUCCAGCUGAUUAUUAGGCCUGGGUCACAUGAGAUUUUUUCUCUACUGGCUUAAGGGUGACAAUGCAGCAAGGUGAAGCCUCUGUCCAAAGUAAAACGUCUCUGGACAGUAACCAACAAACAUCAAGAAUUGAAGCAAUGGAGCCUAUAAACGGAGUAGUGCAACCCCCAGUUCAGCCGCCUCAGGAUAAGCCAGGGCCGGUGACAAACCAGCUGCAAUUUUUGCAAAAGACCGUUUUCAAAGCAGUAUGGAAGCAUCGGUUUUCGUGGCCAUUCCAGCAUCCUGUGGAUGCCAAAAAACUUGGAUUACCGGACUAUCACAAAAUUAUCAAAACUCCUAUGGAUUUGACCACAAUAAAGAAAAGACUGGAAAACAAUUAUUACUAUUCAGGAAAAGAAUGCAUUCAGGAUUUCAACACAAUGUUUACGAAUUGCUAUGUAUAUAAUAAACCAGGUGAAGAUGUCGUUCUGAUGGCUCAAUCGCUGGAAAAGGUAUUUCUGACUGAAGUUGCGAACAUGCCAAAAGAAGAAAUAGUUAUAACGCCCCCAGUCAAAGGUCCUAAAGGAAAGAAGAACGCUGCUGGUGCCACCGGCCAAGGGCGAGGUAGGCCCCCGGCUGCUGUCUCAUCAACUGUUCCAACUCCAGUUGGUACUACCACAGGUUCGUCCGGACUGCCAUUGAGCCAAAGCGCGUCUGUUCCUGGAAGCACAGCAACCCCCACAAUACCCUCGGUAAAUUCUAGCUCUCUUCAAUCUCAAGCACCUUCGGCUGCAGGGCAUCAUGCUGCUGCUUUGCCGGUAAACAACCUAGAUGGCAAUAAUUCUGUAUUGCCCAACGUAGUUCCUCCCUCACAACCUGCGAAGGUGAAAAAAGGUGUGAAAAGAAAGGCGGAUACAACAACGCCCUCUGCAACUGCUUAUGACUACAACCCCGCCCUUGAACCUUCACCUGCCAAAGUUGCAACUAGGAGGGAAUCUGGCAGACAGAUCAAAAAGCCCACUAGGCCCGAAUUAGAUGGCAUGGUGCCAUAUCAUCAGCCUGGCAUUCCACCAAUCAUCGCUAACGCUCAGGUUGUACCGCAACAUGCAUCCCACAAGUCUCGUGGCAAAUUGUCGGAAUCGAUGAAGGCCUGUAGUGAAAUCCUCAAGGAGUUGUUCUCGAAGAAGCAUUCUAGUUACGCAUGGCCUUUUUACAAACCAGUAGAUGCACAACUGUUGGGCCUUCACGACUACCACGACAUAAUCAAAAAACCGAUGGAUCUAGGCACUGUCAAACAAAAAAUGGAUAACAGGGAAUAUAGAACGGCCCAAGAAUUUGCCGGCGAUAUUAGACUGAUUUUUACAAAUUGCUAUAAAUACAACCCUGAAGACCACGACGUUGUUGCCAUGGCGAAGGUCCUACAGGAAAUUUUUGAAACAAGAUUUGCCAAGGUACCUGAUGAGCCCAUAGGUAGAAUGUCUACGAAAUCUGAGUCUAGCUCUUCUGGAUCUGGCUCUGAUUCUUCGAGUGAUACAGACGAUUCAGAGGAAGAUCGGAGGAAAAAGCUUAAGCUAUUGGAGAAACAGGUUCUCGCUAUACAAGAGAAAAUAAAGAGUCUUGAAGAAGAAAGUUCGAAAAAGAAAAAAGAGAAGAAGAAGGCGAAGGAGAAACCUAAUAAGAAGGUUCUUCCAAACAGUAGCAGCAGUGGUAUGGGUAAACCAUCAUCUCACGCUAACAAAUCAAAUUCUGUGAUGUCGGACAGCGUGGAUGAUAGCAUAGCCAGUGUUGUAUCCGGUGCCGAUCUUAAGAUGGCUGGUGAAGCUCAUCACUCCGCUGGCAAGUCGUCGCUUAACAUGCAUCACAACGCUGCACCAGCUCCGAAUGCCAACGCGAAACCGCCCAAGAGCAAAGGAUUGCGUGGUGCCAAACCGGCUGCGGCCCCGAAUGCACCAAAUAAGAGAACUAAGGCUAAUAACAAGACUGGUGCUGGAAGGAAGAAGAAUGCGGCUCCGGCAGUAGCCUUGCCUUUCGAUUCAGAAGACGAGGAUAAUGCCAAGCCAAUGUCUUACGAUGAGAAACGCCAGCUGUCUCUGGAUAUUAAUAAAUUGCCAGGCGAUAAAUUAGGUAGAGUUGUACAUAUAAUCCAGUCAAGGGAACCCUCACUCAGGGAUUCGAAUCCAGAUGAAAUAGAGAUAGACUUCGAGACUUUGAAACCUUCCACGCUCAGGGAAUUGGAAAGCUAUGUUGCCUCAUGUCUACGUAAAAAGCCACGUAAGCCCUACUAUAAAAAGAUGCCUGGCAAGUCGAAAGACGAACAAAUUGCUGAAAAGAAACAGGAAUUGGAGAAAAGACUGUUAGAUGUUAAUGAUAAAAUUGGAAACUCUAAGAAGGGAGGCAAAAAAGAAGAUGCUGGCAAGAUGGAUUCGAGUGCUGGUGGGCCAUCCGGUAGGCUCUCAUCGAGCUCCAGCAGCUCAGAUUCUGACAGCAGCAGUUCUAGUUUGACGAGCAGCUCCAGCGAUUCAAGUGACAGCGAAGCAGGUACACCAGGUCGACCUCCCAAAAAGAAAAGUAAGAAAUCCCCUAAUCCAUCUGCUGGAAAUAUCGUAACAAACCCCAUGAACAUAGUGAAACCACUGACGGCGCCGGUACCACCACAGUCCAUAGAAAAUUCUAGCGUGCCACCGACCAACAUGCUGAACCAAACCAACGGUAAACCGAGUGACAUCGGCAUUCACCGCAACCAGCAACAGGUCCAAAACGACAAACCACCGGUUACCGCUGUAACCAACGUGCCGAUACAGAAUACAAUGUUGACGGCAGCCCCGCAGGGUCCUAAGACUGUACCUAUGCCAACGCCAUCUCCCGAUAAGCCCAAAAUGGCUUUGGACCCAAUGCCAAACACCUACACCGACCCGCUGGAGCAAUCGUUGGCCAGCCUUGAGCAUGAUAUCAUAGCCGGCAACCAACCGACCGCCAGCAUGGCAGCUGGCAUCGCGCAAAUGCCACCCUCCCUUAGCAACCCCAUGAUGAAACCAAAUAUCCCCCAAGUUCCUAACCCUCCUAUGUUGCAGCAGCAACAAAUGGAACCCAAGCAGCUCCAGGCUAUGAGCAAUGCACUGUACCCAAUGUCGCAGCUCCACGAUCCCCACCACCAGUCCGAUCUCCCGCCCACCUCGAUGAUCCAUCCAAUCACCACACAGUCGAACAUGAUGCACGCCAGCAACAACGGCUAUGGUAUGAAGCACGACUAUAUGCAGACCAACAACAACGGUAUGGCUUCCAUGGGCAUGGUGAUGCCCUCUAUGUUUGAUCCACUGCCGCAGCCGAACAGCAUGCCGCACAAGAAGGAGCAGCAAGACCAGAUGAAGCACGAGGACUAUGUCAACGCCAUGUCGGCUCAGAUGGCCGCUGACAAGAAGCCGAUGGAGCUGAAAGCUCCGGUGUACGGGCAGAGCUUCAAGGCCAAACAGGACCAGAAUAUCAAGAACGCCAGUUCUUGGUGCAGUUUAGGCAAGGUGAACUCUCCUCAGAACGCCGCAGGUAAUAGCAAGCAGCAAUCGGCCGUUAUAGAUAGCUUUAAGGCGUUCCAGAAUAAGGCCAAAGAGAAACAGCAACGUCUAGAGAACUUGGAAUUGAAAAAACAGCAGAAGGAACAGGCGGAGAGGGAAAGGCAAAGGGCUGAACUCGAAAGAAGGAAAGAGAGAGAAGAGGAGGAUGCGUUAGAGAAAGCAAGGAAAGCUGUAGCAGAACAGCCCAUUCCUGUAGCUAGGGUAGAAGAAUUGAGGUCUGCUUCCUCUCCUGCUGACGGAAACCUAUCUCCUGGGGCACAAGCUACAGUGUCAGGAAAUAUAGAUAGGGAAAGACAAAGAUUGCUUGAACAAGAAAGAAGACGUAGAGAAGUGAUGGCGAAUAAAAUAGACAUGAAUAUGCAAAGUGAUUUGAUGGCUGCAUUCGAAGGCUCAUUAUAAUAAGAACUGUGAGAAGUGUGUUUGAGAUAGAUGACUUGCAGUAACGAAUGUAAAAAAGAACUUGUAUUAAAGGUGUUGCAGUUCAGUUCUACCAAAACAGAAAAACUACAAAGAAAUUUGAUCGCUCAAAAAAAAAAUUACGUUGACGCUUCCAACAUUGACCUACUAUUCAGAAGUUGGAAUAUAACUGAUUAGUAAAUGUAAUGUAGCUCAUGUUUUUCUUUAUAAAACUGUAGUUUCAUUACUCUAAGUUUAUGUAUAUAACUUAUUGUAGAUUAUAAUUAUAUGUACAUAGACUUCAUUUCUAAUAAUAUAAUUUAGUUUCUUGGGAAACUAUUAAUUUAAUCGAUAUUCAACAAAAUCUAUUUAAAAUGAUGUAAGUGCAUCAUUAAAUUAACUAUUUCAGAAUUAUUUUCGGGAAAUUUUUGAACCUUCUUAAGGUAUUAGCAAUUCUUUUUUCCUAACUACUAAGUGAAUCUUUUAUGACGAUUCUUUUCAUAUUAAAAUUAUAUUUUCAUUAAUUUCACUCAAAUUAUUUAUUAACUUAAUUGAAAUUUUUGUUAUUGUAAUUGAAUGAAUUUUUGAAAUUAUUACCUCAGCAAAAAAGAAUCAUUUUACAGUUUGUUCGAUUUUAUAUUCCUAUGGAUAAUAUUUUACGAUUUAUUUCUGAAAUUAAUUCAGAGUUGAAAUUUUUGCAAUGGUGUCGCAUUUAAUUGAUGUUUUCGCUGUGUAUAUCUAUCAUUCUAAAAUUUGCUUCCACAUUUCUUUCUUUUAGUUGCAUAAUUUUUAGUCUUCCUCACUUUUAGGAACUCAAGUAUGUGAGAUUUUCUCUUCCAUUCAGUUAACUUUGAAUGGUCCACAUAUUUCUUUGCCGUGAAAAUGAAUUACCAAUUUUAGUGAUAUUUGAAUUUAAUGUAUAUAUAAAUAGUUUUUUGGGUAUUAAAUAAAGAAGAUCAAAUUAUUUCUACUUAGUAAUAAUUUUAUACUGUCCACUUUUUACAAAAUACCCAAUAUCUUUGAUGUGCUCUGAAAGUACUCAAUUUUUUUAACAGUGAAAAUCGAUCUUUCUUUAUUGAUGAGAUUGGUUCCUGAUGAUUUUUAGUUAAAAUCUGUUUAAUAAUAUGUUGAUUAUUGUAAAUUAUAAUGUAUAGAUAUUUAUAAAAAAAAAAUAUAUGAAUUGUACAAAAAAGUUGUGUCUACUUCAUGCAAUGGAAUAAUUUUUAUAUUGAAGUGAUUGUAUAAACUUAUUAAGUUUAAUUGUUUUCACCAAAAUAAAUUGUAUACUAAUUAAUUCCUUUGAGUUUCUUUGUUGUCAAACUUUCUAUUGGGUGGCUCAUAAAUUAAUACAUAGAGCUGUUCAAAAGGACGCUUCUCAGCAAUAAAUGUAAAAAUCAGCACAAUUUGAAAAGAAAUAUUCAAUAUUUUGUUUCAUAGUAGAAAAUUUUUUCUUUUUGGGUUUUGAAAAAGUUAAUGUUCGUUUUUUGAUGUUUCUAUUGAUCUUUUUCUACAACUAGAUUUAAAUCAUCUAAACUUGAACAGCUCUUGGUUUUAUUCUGCUCAUUUGAAUUGGAAAGCAGAAGAUGAGUUCUUUUUGGACACUCGAGGCAUUAAAUUCCAAAUUGAAUUAAUAACAUUCAAAAAUCGGAAAUGAUCCAAUUUACAUUUUAACGAUAAAUUCUGUCCAUAAUCUUCUACUUUCCUAUCAUGUUCUAAUUGAUAUCAAAUUAAACAUUGUGAAUAAAUUUGUAGGGAAAAAUUUUAAAGAAAAAAAAUCAUUAUUUCAAGCAAUAUUCUUAUGAAUGAUGAAUUUAUAUUCUGAUUAAAUACCUGUUAUUAAAUUUUUAAGUGUGUAAACUUGUGCAUUGGCUUGAAAUUCUUUGGUAUAAAAUUUUGUAUGUAAGGAUCCAGGUGUGUUUCAGGUUAAAGAAUUAAAGCCAAACUAGCAUUGUUCAUUGAGAAUUUUGCAAUUUGUGAACUCUUAUUUUCCAACGAUGUUUAUUUUUCAAUGAUGUGUACUAUAAGACAUGUAUGAUUUAUAUUUUUGAAGCGAGUCAUUGAAUGAUAGUAGUAAUGUUAGGAAAUAAACUAUUUUAAAGUGCAA
Harmonia axyridis is the source of this 6784-nucleotide messenger RNA. Its product is annotated as bromodomain-containing protein 3-like. Gene Ontology annotation, biological process: regulation of DNA-templated transcription; chromatin remodeling. NCBI's taxonomy places the organism in Eukaryota, Metazoa, Arthropoda, Insecta, Coleoptera, Coccinellidae. Gene Ontology annotation, cellular component: chromatin; nucleus. The transcript is spliced from 17 exons. The record is from RefSeq and is a predicted model, not a curated record. Bases 799 to 4683 code for a protein of 1294 amino acids.